AUGCUGCAGAGACCCAUUGCUACGACCGCCAGUUCCUGGGGAAGUAACCUGCCAGUAGCGAAUUGUAAUGACGCUCUCUCCAUUAUAAAUGUCAAGAUCGGAGGUCAAUUGCUGCCGGUAAUGAUUGACACUAGCGCCUCGGACAUAUGGGUCGAGUCCUCUCGUUGUGACGAGACGUGCAAAUCUUCCAGUGACAGUCGAUACGACGCCUCCCAAUCAUCUACUUUCCGACCAGUAGAGGCAGCCAAAUCGGACUUUCAAUAUGAGUACCUCGACGAUGUCACCAUCAAAGGUACUCAUGCAUACGAGACUCUUACACUGGGAAAUAUCGAAAUCAGUAACCAAGUUUUCGCCCAGGCUUCAUCCACGGUGAACUUGGAAAACUUGUGCGACGAAGUCGGAUUGCUGGGACUUGGCUUUAGUGAUGCCUCUAGCCAAGAGUUUCCUGCCCUUCUCAGCAAUUUAGAAGAUCAGCAAAUUACCAUGUUCUCUCUGUAUUUAGCCGAUCAUAACGACUACCAGCUUUAUAUGAACCAAGCAACCCAGCGUAAAGAAGCAAUUCCUCAGCAGCCACCAACUUCUACCGCAUCGGAGCUCACCUUUGGCGGAGUGAACCCCCAGCGAUACAUAAACUGUCUAAUAUGGCAUGAACUCGGUCAGUUCCAAGCGACGGGAACCUGGAGUUUUGCUCUGGACGGAAUCAAGAUUGGGUCGACAGAAGUACCCUCUUCCAGUCUAGCAACGGUGGACUCCGCUACCGCUGGUAUCAGCGGCCCACAAGAAACGGUAGGGCGUAUC
This is a messenger RNA of Cylindrotheca closterium, 798 nucleotides long. The record is from the annotation of a GenBank genome assembly. NCBI's taxonomy places the organism in Eukaryota, Bacillariophyta, Bacillariophyceae, Bacillariales, Bacillariaceae.